Molecule: messenger RNA, 847 nt
Organism: Zingiber officinale
Lineage: Eukaryota; Viridiplantae; Streptophyta; Magnoliopsida; Zingiberales; Zingiberaceae
Product: molybdopterin synthase sulfur carrier subunit-like
Exons: 2
Coding region: 344-667 (107 amino acids)
Biological process (GO): Mo-molybdopterin cofactor biosynthetic process
Cellular component (GO): cytosol
Source: RefSeq, a predicted model, not a curated record
AUGAAGUGAACUCAGAUUUCUUGUAUGGCAUCCUUGAUGAAUUUAUCUAAUUCAGAAUGAGUUCAGUCCAUCUCUAAUUCCUGAAUUCAUCAUUGAAGUUAUGAAAAAAAAACACUACAUUCGAUGAUUCCGUGCUCAUUUGUUUUUUGCCCUAUUAAUUUUGUCGGCGUUUUUAGAAAAAAGUUCCUUCGUAUUAAUAUCAAUUUCUGUCACAUCCAAUCCAACUCCGAUCAGAUCUGCUCUCUGUCCCAGUCUCCUUAUCGCUUUCCUCGUCUACUUCGGUGCCUCGCGGUUGCUAGAUCGGUCGAUCUAUUGGUCCUGAAGCGUAAAGCAGUUGCGAUACAUGGAAAUCGCCGGAGGACUGAACGAUGGCACUGGAGAGAUGAAUGAAAGCAAAGUAGAGAAUAGUGCAGGCCAAGAUAUCAAAAUCAAGGUCCUUUUCUUUGCCAGAGCUCGGGAUCUUACAGGAGUAUCUGAGACGAGCCUUGAAAUGCCAGAUGGUAGCACUGCUGGGGACUGUAUGCGUAAUCUCUUGGUCAAAUUUCCAAGUCUUCAAGAAAUCUACAAUUCCAUGGUUUUGGCAAUCAACGAGGAGUAUGCUGCAGAAUCUACACUGUUGACAAGCAAAGAUGAAUUAGCAAUCAUUCCCCCAAUCAGUGGUGGCUGAGUGAAUUGGGGAAUCAGCAGCCAAUUUUAUUUGUUCAAGUACCAACUUAUUUUACCCCGUGGGUAUUUAUAUUUUCUGAAUAUCAUAACAAUCUUCUGUACCUGCAAUAAACUAAUAUUGCAUUGUAUAUUGUGUUGUGUGUUUAUCUUGCAUAUCAUUUGUAGUUAUUGGUUCAUUUUA